AUUUUUUGUGCGUCUGCUUGUGUGUGUGUGUGUGUGUAUAUAUAUAUUUUGCUUUUAUUUUAUUGUUUUCUUUUACUCUUCUUACUAUUCUUAACUUCUUUUCGUAUUUGACAUGUCUUUGAUAACCAGAACUCUCUCGAGCCGUCUCAACAGAUUCGCUCUGUACGAGUGCACAGCAGACCUGUCUCAUCUCAGUCCUCAUGAACACGUCGCGAUCAAAAAACUUAUUAAAGCAGGACAGCUAAUCAACCAAGUCUAUCUCCGUCAGGCCUGGUCCGGAAACGAGGCUCUCCAAAAGAAACUCGAGGACAAUGGAAAUCAAGAACUAUGGACUCUAUUUGAAAUCUACAAAGGACCUUGGGCUUGUGAAGACGAUGAUACACCUUUUAUUGAAGGCGUACCCAAGAGACCCGAGGGUGCCAAUUUCUAUCCAGAAGACAUGACCAAAGCAGAGUUUGAGUCCUGGAUAAACACACUGUCCGAAACAGAAAAGGCUCAGGCCAAGAGCUUCUACACCGUAGUCAAAAGACAAGGCUCUACUCUCAAGAGCGUGCCAUAUAGUGAGGAAUACGCUGAUCUUCUGGGCCCUGCAGCAGCUUACAUGCGUGAGGCUGCUGAUGAAUUGAGUUUGGUACAGCACGCCGAGGAACCCGGGACACGCUUGGAGGAUUUCUUGCGCUCGCGUGCGGAUGCCUUUGUCUCAAAUGACUAUCUCCAAUCCGAGUUAGAUUGGCUGCGUCUGGGAAAAACCAACAGGCUCGAGGUGACAGCCGGACCUUAUGAGGUCUAUUCGGACUCUCUCUUCAGCUACAAGAGUGCAUUCGAGUUCUAUGUCCAUGUGCGCGAUGAGGCUUCUUCGGUUCUGUUGGAGAAAUUCUCGGAUCUUCAAUUCGUUGAGGAUCGCCUGCCUGUACCUCCACAGUAUCGCAACACUGAGUUGAUAGCUGCUCCUAUUGUUGUUGUAAACCAGUUAUUUGGUGGUGGUGAUGUGGCCGUGCCAAUGACAGCAGCAUAUAACUUACCUAACGACGAAGUGGCUAUCAAGAAGGGCGGAAGCAAACUUGUAUUGAUUAAGAAUGUUCAAGAAGGAAAAUUUGUCAAUGUACUUUUGCCAAUUGCCAGUCAAGCUCUUGCCCACGACCAAAUGGAGUAUCUUACUAGCGAUGCCUUUACUACCCACAUCUUACUUCAUGAAGUGUGCCAUUCUAAUGGACCCCAUCACACACUUUCUGGUGCUACUGUCCGCUCACAGCUGCAGGAAUUCUAUUCUGCAAUCGAAGAAGCCAAGGCUGAUAUCGCUGGUCUAUUCGCCGCUGCUUUACUGGUAAACCAUGGUACAAUUGACAAUGUAACUUGUCAACAAUUCUGGGUUACCUUUUUGGCGUCAGCUUUCCGUAGCAUUAGAUUUGGUAUUCAGGAAGCACAUGGAUUAGGACAGGCUUGUCAAUUCAACUAUCUUUAUGAAAAGGGUGGUUUCACCUGUGAUGAGAGCACUGGCCGUUUCCGUGUUGAUUUUGACAAAAUCGAACAAGCAGUAUCCGAUCUGACGCGCGACAUUCUUAUUCUCCAGGGAGACGGUAACAAACACAUUGUGGCUUCAUUUGUCAAGAGAUAUGGUGUGAUUGAUCCCAAUACAAAGCUGAUCCUGGAUCGUAUUGAGCAAGCCGGUAUUCCUGUGGAUGUACGACCAUUUUACCCUGCUGAAGAGUAUUAGGAUUAUAUGAUAGUCUUGUUAAAUAUUUUUAACUAUAAAAAUAAUAUCGACAGUAGGAAAAGAAGAGAAGAAGAAUAAAGUAAAUGAUAUAAAGACUUUAUUUUAUUUUUUGGUUUCUAUCAUAUUUAUUUUAUUAUUUUUAUUAUAAUUAUUUUGUGAAUAAACACACACACACACAUAUAUAUAUAAAUACAAAUACAAAU
This is a messenger RNA of Phycomyces blakesleeanus NRRL 1555(-), 1917 nucleotides long. RefSeq lists its product as hypothetical. The transcript has 6 exons. Gene Ontology annotation, cellular component: cytoplasm. The coding region runs from base 113 to 1714 and encodes 533 amino acids. The record is from RefSeq and is a predicted model, not a curated record. Lineage: Eukaryota; Fungi; Mucoromycota; Mucoromycetes; Mucorales; Phycomycetaceae. Gene Ontology annotation, molecular function: dipeptidyl-peptidase activity.